This is a messenger RNA of Hemicordylus capensis (graceful crag lizard), 6669 nucleotides long. RefSeq names its product jade family PHD finger 1 (gene JADE1). Gene Ontology annotation, cellular component: histone acetyltransferase complex. Gene Ontology annotation, biological process: regulation of transcription by RNA polymerase II. The transcript is spliced from 12 exons. The record is from RefSeq and is a predicted model, not a curated record. The coding region runs from base 310 to 2907 and encodes 865 amino acids. Lineage: Eukaryota; Metazoa; Chordata; Lepidosauria; Squamata; Cordylidae.
GGGAUUAAAGUAGCUCCCCCCUGUGGCAGCAGUGACCCAGAAAUGAGUUUGAUUCACAGAGUCCUUCCUCCAUAACAAGUAAAAACGUCAGUCGGAGUGAGAGAGUGUCUCUGUAUAUGUGUAUGUGUGUGAGUGUGUGUGUGUGUGUGUGUGAAGAGAGCCACAAUCUGCUCCCACUCUCCAGUGCUUGUCUGAACUCAUGAGGCAGCACAGACCCCUUCGCGCAGAGAAACUCCAACCUCACUGGCAACCAUCACAGCAGCAACAGCAGCAGCAGCAGCAGGCUGCCUGCUGUUUCCCUGGAAGAUCAUGAAACGAGGUCGACUUCCCAGCAGCAGUGAGGAUUCUGACGACAAUGGCAGCUUGUCAACCUGGUCCCAGCAUUCUAGGUCUCGGCACCGCGGGAGUUCAUGCUCGAAGCACGAAGAUCGAAAACCAUCAGAGCUGGCACCCAGCAACCUUUCUUCUGGCCAGGAGAUCAGGGAGCUCAGCUGCUGCCACAGUCCCUGCCAGCAUCAAGUGUUCAGAACGGACCUGAUCACUGCCAUGAAGCUGCCUGACUCUUACCAGCUAAACCCCGAUGAAUACUAUGUGCUAGCGGAUCCCUGGAGACAGGAGUGGGAGAAAGGUGUUCAGGUGCUGGUCAGUCCAGGGACCAUCCCAGAGCCAGUAGCCAGAGUUAUGUCGGAGACAAAAGCAGUCAUAUUUACGAGACCUCGGAAGUACAUCCUUUCCUCAGGUUCUGAGCCCCCUGAGCUAGGCUAUGUUGACAUUCGAACUUUGGCGGAAAGUGUGUGUCGCUAUGACCUGAAUUAUAUGGAUGUCGCAUGGUUGGAGCUGGCCAACGAAGAAUUCAAAGAAAUGGGGAUGCCUGAACUGGAUGAAUAUACUAUGGAGAGAAUCAUGGAAGAAUUUGAACAGCGAUGCUAUGACAACAUGAAUCAUGCUAUUGAGACCGAGGAAGGACUUGGAAUUGAAUAUGAUGAGGAUGUUGUCUGCGAUGUCUGUCAGUCUCCAGAUGGUGAAGAUGGCAAUGAGAUGGUGUUCUGUGACAAAUGCAAUAUUUGCGUUCAUCAGGCAUGCUAUGGGAUCCUAAAAGUUCCGGAAGGCAGCUGGCUAUGCCGAACUUGCGCUCUUGGUGUUCAGCCAAAGUGUUUGUUGUGUCCCAAGAAAGGCGGAGCCAUGAAGCCAACUCGCAGUGGGACUAAAUGGGUCCACGUUAGCUGUGCCCUCUGGAUUCCAGAGGUAAGCAUUGGAAGUCCAGAAAAGAUGGAGCCAAUCACCAAGGUCUCUCAUAUUCCUAGCAGUAGAUGGGCUCUGGUGUGCAGUCUUUGCAAUGAGAAGGUUGGGGCAUCUAUACAGUGUUCAGUGAAAAAUUGCCGCACGGCUUUCCACGUCACUUGUGCAUUUGAUCGCAGCCUGGAGAUGAAGACCAUUCUGGCUGACAAUGAUGAAGUCAAGUUCAAGUCAUACUGCCCGAAGCACAGUUCCACCAAGAAGCCAGAUGAUGAGAACCUCAGUGAAUGUAUCAGCCAGGAGAAUGAGAAUGGGGCCCAGGAUAGUUCCCCACCUGCUCACAUGGAGGCCUUUGACAGCAUAGAUCAAAACCAGGAGGAGGCCCACCGGGUCAGUGUCCGCAAGCAGAAGCUUCAGCAACUGGAGGAUGAGUUCUAUGCCUUUGUCAAUGCCUCAGAAGUGGCCAAGGCCCUGCAGCUUCCAGAGGACUCUGUUGAAUUCCUGUACCAGUACUGGAAGCUGAAGAGGAAAUCAAACUUCAACAAACCUUUGAUCACCCCAAAGAAAGACGAAGAGGACAAUCUGGCCAAACGGGAGCAGGACGUUCUGUUCAGGCGACUACAGCUUUUCACUCACCUCCGGCAGGAUUUGGAGAGGGUACGAAACCUCACGUACAUGGUGACCCGACGGGAAAAAAUUAAAAGAUCUGUUUGCAAAGUUCAGGAACAGAUAUUCAAUCUCUACACAAAUCUUGUGGAGCAUGAAAGAGUUUCAGGCAUGCCUUCCUCCUUCUCUUCUAUGGAAAAUAUGGUGCUCUUCAACAGCUCGCCUUUGGGCCCAGAUGCACCUAAGAUAGAGGACCUGAAGUGGCAUUCAGCUUUCUUCAGGAAGCAAAUGGGAAUGUCCCUGAGUCACUCUUUGAAGAAAUCACAGAAGAGAGAACGAAUAAGGAGCUCUGGACAAGAUGACAAAGCUUUGCUCAAGCAGCCCAGCCAAAGGGAAGGCCUUGCAACUCCUGGUAGCUUUUUCAGCUUUGAAAAGAGCUUUGCAGAAGCACAAAUUGGAUCAGCACAACAGAAGAAUGGGGUUGUUACAGCAGAACACAGGAAGAGAAGAGACAAUCAUUCCCAUUGUGAUGUGAUAAAGGGACUGAAGGACAAACCUUCCAAACACAACCACAAACCCCUGAGAUCCAACGAACUGUCUCAGAGGCAACUGGAAAACAAAAGGGCUGUGAAUCACCCAAGUGGUAGGUCGGCGCCUGGAACCCGGAGGAGUAUGGUGCCUAAAUGCAAUGGAUCCUUUUUAAAAAUAAACUAUAACCCGACUCCGGUUAAAGUGCCUACGACACCCAGAAGCCCUGUGAAAAACUGGGGAGGAUUUCGAAUUCCAAAGAAAGGGGAGAGACAACAGCAGGGAGAGGGGCAGGAAGAGACAUGCCGCCAGAACUCUAACUAUCCUUACUCCGGCUUGGGUCGAGUUUCCCCCAAGGACAGGGCAAAAAGCAACCUAAAGGUGGACAGUGAGAAUGACGGGUAUGCCCCUGAUGCGGAGAUGAGCGAUUCAGAAACUGAGGUGGCUGAGAAGAAAUGCAGGCAGCAAAGGAUUGGUUCAAAUAGCACUAUUACUAGAAGGACAGACAUUAUUCGGAGAAGUAUCCUUGCUUCCUGACUGGAGAGUGACACACAGCAGUAGUCCAGUGAAGCCCCAGCCUGAAAAAGAAAUCCACUCUGCAUUAUUUAUUGGUGUGAUAAGAAGGAGGGUCUUCAGACACAUCUACGAGAUCAACAAACUGCGAAUCAGUUUCCCUGGGCUGUAGAAACAUGUUUACGUGCACUUGACUAAGAGUUUGCCCUCCACCUGUCCUCAUUUCAGUGAGGUUUGAAUCUUUUUUUUUUUUUUUAAUUUGCGACUGUCCUGAAAUAAUCAUCUGAGAAAAUUACCUUGCUACUCCAAUAGAUAACUAGGUUGAACACUAAAUAAAAUAAUAAUAAUAAUAAACACUUAAUGGGGUAGAUUUGGGGUGGGGAGAAACCUGGUUUAGGUGGAUAGCACUGAGGAUUUUCCUCUGUCCCUGAAAAGCACAAGCUGUUAGUAAGACAAGUGAAUAAUGAAUUAAAUAUGGUGGUUAUAACCAUCCUGCACUGCUUAACUCAUUCUAAAUUGUCACUUUUGUCAGGCUGUGCUAGGACUGAGUCCUAGUGGCCUGCAAUUAUUUGUUGUUGCUUUAGCAUUCAGGAAGUUUUGGGCAGCUGGAAAUUUGAAUAGCUCUGGAAGGGUUUCUUAUGUAGCCCAUCAAAUAGGUAAGAAUACUUUACCAUGACUACUAGAGAUAAUGAACAGAGAGAACCAAACUGCCUAGUGGUAAAUACAGUAACGACAGCACACCGUGCUACUCUGAAGGGACCCAGACUAACAGUGGAUGAACACCACUCUGCUCCCAAAAUUUGGAGAGCCUAUAUGUCUUAAAGUACUUUACCUUGUUCUGAGAAGGAAAGCAGGUUCUUAGCCUGCUAUAUUCUGCUGACCAUCAAGGCACCUGUCACUAUGGAAUAUUAUGACAAUUCAACUGGGAAAGACUGAGGGCAGGUCUACACUGCAAUUAGAAACUGGGUUUACUGUCAUGGUUCUUUUGUCCUCCUCUAUCCCUUUCCCAAGCACCCUGGGACUUGUAGUUGUGAUAAGUGCCAGAUUGUUUGAAUUCUCAGCAGCUGAGCAGACUACAAUUCACAUUUUCUUGGGAGAAGCCAUGACAAGUAAAUGGGUUGAAUUUGGUCAUGAAAGUAUGCCCAGAUUUCUAAAGGCAUUAGUCGUCAGCCUUUCCCAAUGUGCACUAAUGGUAUGUGUUGGGAUAUGCAAGUUUCUGACACACAAGGGUUACUUUAAAUAAAAGUAAAAUGUAAUAAAUAUAUAUGUAUAUUUUUUGAAUAAAAUGGAAAGGCAAUAAGAUGUGAGUUGCGCUUUACAUUCAAGCCAGUUUAACAACGUGAUUUCAUGAUAUAAGAUUUGACCAAGAAGGAGCUUGUGUUCCAAUUACAUAGUUUUAAAAAAAUUGCAAUAACUAGAGAGUGUAAGCCAUCAGCAAUAAGAGGAUGAACAGAUCAUAGAGUAUUUUCUGCACCCAGGAGAGUGCACAGCAUAACAGGUAGUUCUAGACUGCUGUAACUUUAGGGAUUCAACCUGGCUGUACAUCGGACAUAACUUAAGUCACAAGAAAGUUUAAGCAGCAGUAUUCUUUUAAAAAAUACAGUCCUCCUUCCCAUGCAUUAACAUCAGUAUUCAGUCAAUUACUAUGAUUUCAUUCUGGCCCCUUCUCGAACAAGAGAUGGGUAUAAAACUCUUAUUAAAGAAAUGCUGAAGCCUUGCAAUUUAAGUCUUCCAAGGGUUUCAGCUGAGAACUGGAUUGCUGCUGUUCCAUCUUGCUAUGCAAGUCACUGAGUGAUUAAUAAUAGUGUCUAUUUGGAAAGAUUUACACAAGACAUCUUAUACGCAAGCAGUCCUGACCUCUGAAUGAAGAAAUGUGUGAACCCAUGAAUCAUUGAUAUAACUAGCAGCAGUUCUCAUGCAUUUUGUGAACCGGCCCUCAGAAGUUCAUCUCCAUUCUUUUGAAAGAGAAAUGACAACAUUAACACAAUUAGUCUCCAUUCAGAUGACCCUUGAUACUAUGGUUUGGAAAUGAGCUGUUGGUUCACAUGCUCCCUCCUCUGCGAUCACACUUGGCUUUCCUUUUCAGCUUCUCAUUUAGCACCAAGUAUAAUUUGCUGUGAUGUCAGACUCAGCCAAGCUAUAUUUAGUGCUUGCCCCAAUUAGAAUCCAUGGCUGCAGAUUCUAGUUUGGAAACAAGCAAUAACGAUAGUUUAUAGAUUCAUAUGUCAUGGCAAACUAUGCCCAGUUCUAAAAAGGAAACUGAAAGGGGAUGCAUAGGUAUGUGUGAGGGGAAUGAGGGCAUGUCUGUGCCUGAAGCUCACAUGUGAGUCUUCAUAGUAAAGUUUGGAGGAUCAUCUGAAUGGAGCCUUAAUCUGUAAUAACCCUAGGCCAGGAGCUGCUCUGUGUACACUAGAGCUUCAGUUACGCCCAGGUGGGACUUGUUGCAGAUGCUUCAUUGCCAGGGUAAUUCUCCCAAACUGAAGUGAAUGGAGCAGCCCCCUCUCUUCUCAGAAUCCAGGCAGAGCUUGGGAUCAGGAUGAAUGGAAUUAACAAGCAUAGUAUGACUGAGGCCUUGAUCCUAAACAUGAUUAACACAUUGGCACCAUUUUAGAAUACAUCUGGGAAAAAGAGGUAGUUGAUAAAGCCUUUUUGUUUCUGGUUAAACUACUCAUAUCUUACAGGUUUGUUGACUAGGUUUGCUGCCUGAAAAGCAGACAUGUUCUUAUUUAAUAUGACGAGGGAUGUGAGAUAUAUACUGUACUGAAAAGUGAAUUUGUUUCAGGUGAGGGUUGACUGAAAUGAUAUUGAUUAGAUUGCCGUGUAGGGAAUUGUUCAUCAAGCCAUAGAAGGAAUAAAAUAAAAUUUGAUUCUAAGUAAACAUUAUUCGAUGUUAUGACCAAUUGAAAAAGUGGUAUCAGAUAACAUUUGCACUAUUAGGAAUGCUAGCAUUUGUGCAGAAAGAAUGCCUUAUCUGUUUUGCUCCCCCCACCACAUUUAGGUUAAUAAGCUUUCUGAUAUUUUGAAUAAUGCUGAACCAAAAAUUUUAAAAAAGAAGAGAAACAAUGCUUUCCCCCAUCUCUAACUGCAGAAAUAGGGAAAAAAGCGGUAGGACCAGACCAGCUGUAUGAGUUAGUUUCAAGCGAUACUUAACACUCAGCUAGUGAAGAAUGAUAAAGCAGUAACCUUUACCUAUCACUGCAUUUGUUUUGUUGAUAUGGAAACAACUGAUUUAUUGUUAAGCUUCACCUUUUCCUUAUGCAGACUGUCCAAGCAAUCUCCUUGAAUAUAAUUGGUGUACUACAAUGAAAUGUAGGCUAAUAAACAUGUUUGUAAUGUUGACUGGAAUGCUGUCUUUUAGGUUCUGGACACACACACACACACACACACACACACACACACACACCCCAGUCUAAAUGAAUGAAAGGUUAUACAUGUCAUGUGUACAAAUCUUAUCUUAAUUUUAAAAUUUUGGGAAAAAAACCUGUCAUUACAUUUGUAAAACCUUGUACAGAGAAUUUUUCACUAUGUGCCUAGCUUUGGUGUCCAUUUUGCUCAAUUUGGGGAAAAAAAACAGGUGCAUGACAACAAAACAGAUAGAAUCAGAAAUAAAGUAUAUGUAGAGAUGACUAUUUUAUAUUACAUGGCCCAAUCCUGUAUUUAUUUUCCUCCCCUUUUUGAAGUAUUUAUAAAGACCUAGUUGAAGAUGGCUGUAUUUUUUUGUUAAAAUAUUUAGUAGAAUUGUGCCUUUGUCUGUAUGUGAAUAAAUGCUGUACAUUUUGCAAUACA